UGCCAGUUUGAAGUGGUUUGGGUGUCAAAAAUGGCUUCGUCGAAUACGGUAUUUUUCUCAGAUGAUGAAGAAUCUUUUGAUUCUGAGGAUCGCAAGCCACAAAUUCAACAGACAAUCGCAGCAGUAGUUCCUCCCACAUAUGCAGAUGAAACCCUGGAUACACAGGUCCUGCUCAAAUCCUGGAAUAUCAAGAGAGACAUCAUUGAAACUGUUGUUGCUGCAAAACUUACAAUUUGGCACCUGAGAGUCAUUGAGGAUGAUGACAUUGCGAGGCUCUUUGGCACAAACAUUGCCGAUUGUGUGGAAUUCAAAUAUUACCUGAAGAAGUGGCGAAGUGAAGGAGCAAAGCUCGUGGAGGCACCUCUGCCUCAAGUUCAAAUCCCACAACAGUCCCUCAUGCAGAUGCCAGAUCCGCUGGAACAGUACAACGCCCUGGCAGCUAUACCCUUCCCGCCUGAACCCAUAGACCGGGGAUCAAAAGAUCACAUGCACAAAAUACGCAGACACGCUUCCCGAGAGGAAGUGGAAAGGGUACUGAAGAUGUCUGCGAGAGGCAAAAGUAUCCUCCUGUACUACAACAUGAACCAAAAACUCGAGACGCAGCAUCAAGCGUGGCUGGUGGACAUUCUUGCUGAUUACUACCUUCAGAAGUACGAUGGAGUGUCCAUGAAGCUCGUCGAUCGGAUCAGUGACAAAAUUGUCGAGCUCUUUCCCACAGAACAGAAGGAAACUUACUACACACGGAGAACAGUCGGAGGGAAUCCCAAGGGGAAGCUCCAUGAUAAAUUCAGAAACAAGAGAAGAUUGUACAUAUCUCAAGGUAUUCUCAAGAAGAAAAAGAAUAAUUGAGGUAUUUUUAACGUAAAUAUAACAUUAACACAAUUGAAA
Phlebotomus papatasi is the source of this 888-nucleotide messenger RNA. RefSeq lists its product as uncharacterized. Lineage: Eukaryota; Metazoa; Arthropoda; Insecta; Diptera; Psychodidae. Bases 31 to 849 code for a protein of 272 amino acids. The record is from RefSeq and is a predicted model, not a curated record. The transcript is spliced from 4 exons.